AAUGUUAGUGGUGGGGACUGGGGAGUAUUAAAAAACUGUUUUGUUAUGGCGUCCCGUGUUUUUAUAUCCCGUUAAUGUUUAUUAUUUUGUAUAAGAAGUUAAAAGAUUCCUUCGUUGAAAAUGAGUAGUUGGAAAAGUGUCAGUGAUGAAUGUAGUUAUGGCAUAGCGAUAUACAACUUCAAUUUUCCUGAAGAAUACAAAUUGAAACUAACUGUUGGAGAUGCAGUUCACAUUUUGGAUGAAGAAACUGAAUGGUACUAUGGUUACCUUCUCAGUAACAGACAUGUUAAGGGUAUAUUUCCCAAAAACUACAUUCACAUAAAACGAUGCGAAAGGGUUGAGGAUACCAGGCCAGUCUUGAAGGAACCCCCAAUCACUCAAGAAAUCACAUCUGUUCUCAGGGAAUGGGGUGUACACUGGAAAAAUUUAUAUGUCACCCACAACAAGCAUUUCGAACAAAUGAAAAAUCAAAUUUAUGAUCUAAUGACACAUCGAAGUAAAAUAAUUAGCGGCACAUUGCCCGUGGAUGAACUGAAAAGAGUUACAAAACAAUCAGCCGAAGAAAUCGAUAUCGGAAACAAGAUAUUAGGUUUAGAUUUAGUAGUUAGGGACAAAAAUGGUAACUUAAUUAAUCCCGAUGAUACUAGCACCAUACAACUCUUUUAUCAUCACAAAAAUGCAACUGAACGUAUGAGUAAUAGGGAGAAGCCUGAAAUCAAAGAAGUACAACCAAAAACUGCCAUCCAGCAGUACUCUAACAUAUUUUUAUUAGCUGUAAGAAAUUUCACAUGUAAAAUGUCGGAAGAUGCAGAGCUACUCAUGACAUUGUAUGAUGGUAAAGAAUUUAAAGCCAUCACGGAAAGUUAUGUGGUACGGUGGACCAAAGAGGGAUUAAUGAGUGAUCUGGACCAAAUGUACAAUUUAAGGGUUAUGUUCACAGACUUGGGCAAAAAAGAUUUGGAAAGGGAAAAGAUAUUCCUAGUUUGUUACGUUGUACGAGUUGGAGCAAUGGAUACCAAAGAAGUAGAUCACAGAAGAAGUUCAGUUAGUGUUUUCAAUAAAAAAGGUUCAAAUGAGAACAUGCGCAGGCCAUGUGGGGUGGCUGCAUUCGAUAUCACUAAUUAUAUGAACGGAAAACUUGACACGGAUCUCGAAGAAGAAUUUGCUGUACCUUUUGUUGGUUGUGAUAAGGACAACUUGGAACAAACCUUAAAGAAAAUCAUCACUAAAGAAAGACUUGAAAACAAGAAUCAGGCAUUAUUUGUUAGUAUGAAACUACUUAGAGGUGACUUGAAACAGGUGAGAGAGGAAAAUCCGCACUUAGUUCUCGGCAAUGUAUCAGUUGCCAGGAAGAUGGGUUUUCCAGAAGUAAUUUUGCCUGGUGACGUUAGGAAUGAUCUAUAUUUAACACUCAUAGGUGGAGAGUUUAGUAAAGGAAGUAAAAAAAGUGAGAAAAAUGUUGAAGUUACUGUUAAAGUUUGUAACGAUAAGGGGCAAGCUAUUCCUGGUGUUAUAAGCUUGGGUGGGGGUGUGCAACCUAUAGAUGAAUAUAGAUCUGUUAUUUAUUAUCACCUGGAUAGGCCCCAGUGGUACGAAACAUUCAAAGUUGCAAUACCAAUAGAAGAGUUCAAAACUAGUCAUUUGAAAUUUACCUUUAAACAUAGGUCUUCCAAUGAAGCAAAAGAUAAGAGUGAAAAACCCUUUGGUAUGUCCUACGUUAAAUUAAUGCAAGAAAACGGCACGACACUGCCAGAUGCUAGGCACAGCCUUAUAGUCUAUAAAAUCGAUUACAAAAAAUUCGACGAGAGUAGUUUAGAUUACUUUAAAUUGCCUUCCACUACACAUGAAAUUAAAGAGUAUCCUAAAGAGAAACUUCAAGUACCUGGUUUGAGCGUUUCUACAAAGGACUCCUUCAGUAUCUCUAGUAACAUUUGUUCAACAAAAUUGACACAAAACGUGGACCUUCUUGGUCUAUUGAACUGGGCUUCCCACAAAGAGACUUUAACAGAUUCCCUGAGAGCUUUAAUGAAAGUAGAUGGAGAAGAGGUAGUAAAAUUUUUGCAAGAUAUCCUCGAUGCCUUAUUUAAUAUCCUCAUGGAUAACCCAAAGACUGAUAUGUAUGAUACUCUAGUUUUUGAAUGCCUACUGCAUAUCAUAAGUUUAGUUAGCAACGACUGGAAAUAUCAACAUUUCGAACCCGUUUUGGAUUUGUAUAUAAAGGAGAGUUUCAGUGCAACGCUGGCAUAUGAGAAAUUGAUAUCAGUAUUAAAAGCGGUCGUUAGUCGUGCUGGAGAUAUAAGUAGCCACGGCAAAGGAGAUUUGGUGUUCAAAACGAUGAAGGCUCUUCAAUAUGUUAUGCGAUUUGUGUCCAGGUCGAGGAUUUUAUACAUGGAACUUUAUCCUGAUAUCGAUCCCGAUGAUGAAUUUGUUGAGAGUUUAAGAGAUUUAUUGCAGAGUAUUAUUUUUAUGAUGUCUUCCAAUAAAGAUGGCUUGCUGAGGGAGCAAGGAGCGUGCCUCAAAUAUUUACCUAGUACCAUACCUGACAUCCUUUUGGUUUUUGACCAUAGAGAGUUAAGUGUAAUAUUGUGUGAUAUGUUGAACAAUAUUCCUCUGGGCAGACUGACAAAGCAGAAAAUGAUGACGAUCAACGAGAUCGUUCAUAGUAAAUUAUUUUUAUAUCCCGAGUGUAGGAAAAUAUUACUACCAAUUAUUUCACAGCAAGUAAAAUCUUUGUUUGAGGCGAAAGAAGAGGGUCUUCUAUUGAGACAAGAUGGGAGGAGACAGAAUAGAUCGGUGGCCAAGGUUGCUCAGCUUCUGGGAACGACACAACAUUGCGUCAAUCAACAUGUGGGAUAUCCGGAAGAGGUAGAAUUGUGUAUCAAAAUAAUGAGUGAUAUAAUGGAAUUACUUUUCCGUAAAGACGUUGGUCCGACCUACAACGAUUUAACAGAAAUUAUUCAAACUGACAUGAGAACUAUUAUUCAGAGCCAUAUUAAGAUGGAAAGAGAUAACCCACAUGCUAGCAAUUUGGUGGCUGUAAUGAUAGACAUCUUCCGACAGAUGACGGUAGACCAUUAUAAUUUCUACAUUAAUAAAUUCACAACAAACUUUGACGUACUCGAUUUCCUCAUGGAAAUACUGGUUGUUUUCAAAGAACUCGUUAGUAGUUCCGUAUUUCCCAAAGAUUGGUUUGACAUGAUUAUGCUUCAAAACAGCGUAAUCUUGAAGUCCCUGAGAUUUUUCUCACACACUAUCAGAGACUGCUUUUUUCAAAAGUUUGAACAUGAUGCAUGGAGUAAUUUUUUCCAUUGUGCGAUAGCUUUUAUGACCCAGGAAGCUUUGCAAUUAGAAAAUUUCUCUGUUAACAAGAGAAUGAGAAUCGUCAACCAGUACAAAGACAUGAGGAGAGAGAUGGGUUUUGAAAUCAGGUCUAUGUGGUUCAAUUUGGGUCAAAACAAAGUACAAUUCGUGCCUUCGUUAGUAGGCUUAAUUCUAGAAAUGACACUUAUUCCAGAAAUGGAAUUACGGAAAGCUACUAUUCCGAUAUUCUUCGAUAUGAUGCAAUGUGAAUUCUAUUCGUCCAGAUAUGAAAUUGAAAGUUUUGGUGAUACAAAACGAGACUCCUCUCAUAUAAAGGGCAAUUUUACAAACUUUGAAAAUGAAAUGAUUGUAAAAUUGGAUACACAUUUUGAAGGUGGUAAGGGCGAUAUCGAUUAUAAGAAACUAUUUCAUGACAUUAUGAUGGAACUCUGUGGCAAACAUACUACAAUGCAUGAGGACGGUAUCAAAUUUGUUAAAAUUGUUUCACGUUUAAUGGAAAGCUUGUUGGAAUACAGACAAAUUAUUACGGAUGAGAAUAAAGAAAAUACCAUGAGCUGCACUGUUAAUUUAUUGGAUUUCUAUUCGGAGAUCAACAAAAAAGAAAUGUAUAUAAGAUAUUUGAAUAAAUUAUUCGAUCUUCAUUUGGACUGCGAUAACUUUACCGAAGCCGCUUACACAUUGGAAUUACACACGAAAUUAUUGAAUUGGUCUGAAGAAGCUCUGUCUCCACUGCUUAAGGGUGAAAAGUAUGUGACAGAAAAAACCCACAGACAACUUAAAGAAACCUUGUAUUACACUAUUAUUGACAAUUACAGUAAAGGCAAGAUGUGGGAGUGUGCUAUAAAGAAGUGCCAAGAAUUAGCUGAGCAAUAUGAACAAGAGACGUUCGAUUACGAUCAUUUAAGCGAUUUGCACAAACGUAUGGCAGUUUUUUAUGACGAUAUAAUGAAGAAGGCUAGAGCCGAACCCGAAUAUUUCCGUGUCGGUUAUUUUGGAAAGGGUUUUCCCCAGUUUUUACAAAACAAGAUUUUUAUUUAUCGUGGUAAAGAAUACGAGCGAUUAGCAGAUUUUAAUGCAAGGAUUCUUAAUGAGUUUCCAAAAGCAGAACUUUUAAACAAACUUACACCUCCUGGGGAAGAUAUUACUGGAUCAGACAAACAAUACGUUCAGAUCAACAAAGUUGACCCUAUAAUGGACGAAAAGAAGCAGAGAUUUUCCGGCAAGCCAAUAGCUGAUCAAAUCGUGAAGUUCUAUAAAGUUAAUAACAUUCAAAAGUUUACCUUUUCUAGACCUUUUACAAGAAAAGAUCCUCUUAUGGAAACGGAGAACGAGUUUGCUCAUUUGUGGCUAGAAAGGACAGAAUUGAGUACUACUUACCCUUUGCCGGGAAUACUGCGUUGGUUCCCGGUUCAAUAUGUUAAUGUCAUUGAAAUUUCACCUUUACAAAACGCUAUAGAAACAAUGGAAAAAACAAAUAGAACCUUGACGAAUUAUAUUAACGUUUUUAAUAAAGACAAUAAUAUGCAAAUAAAUCCUCUUAGUUUAACACUAAAUGGUAUCCUAGAUGCGGCUGUCAUGGGAGGAAUUAAAAACUAUGAAGAAGUUUUCUUUACAUCCGAUUAUGAAGUUCAUCAUGCUGACGAUAAAUUGUUAUUGGAGAAGCUGAAAGAUCUGAUUGCCGAUCAGAUACCUUUAUUGGGCCACUGUGUGCAAAUUCACAAGAUGAAGGCUCCCGAUAACUUGCAGCCUUUACAGAAAAGAUUAGAAGAAUGUUUUGCUAUAAUGAAGGCUGAUGUGGAAGAGAAAUAUGGGAAAAGAGAGUCUGACAUUAAAUUAGAAAAUGAGGUGCAAAUGAGGAGACAUUACAGUAUAACAAGCGACAGACUUUCAGAUAUUACAAUCACACCUGAUAAUGUUGGUGGUCGUAGCCGAGUGUCGAGUUUAACAAGAGGCCAAGUGGCAUCGUUGAAAAAUUUCACAUCAAAUUUUAAUUUUACUACCUCCUCGCCUAUGGUUAACAGCCGAUCAACUCAUCACAGCCAUUCCAAAAGCCUCAUAUCAUCCCCGACAAAAAGCCUUACCAACACUCCGUCGUUAAGUCAUAAAAAAUCACACAAGACCAAAGAAAAAAGAAGAUCAAGUAAGUCUGACAUUGCUAGUCCGUCCAACACUAAUACCGCGACUCAGUGGUACACCUCGGAUAACGAUAACAAUAAUUCUGUUACUCCUAAUGGUGGGUCCACACCGAUAUUCGAACUAACACAAGAGCUUCAUCCAAAGAGGCCUCUCCGUUCUGAGGUAGAAAGAGAAAAACGAUUAAGUCGUCCUUCCAGUGGCCAGUUUUCGAGACCAAAUAGUAUAUCAGUGACUAUUAGAGGAACGGGGAGUUCUGGAGCCAGUAGCAAUAGAGAUUCAAUAGGUACCACUGAUUCUAGCAUAAGUGAGGAAGAUGCAGUGCCUCCGCCUCUACCUGCUAAGCACAGGGAUUUGGAAAACUGCAACUCUUUAUCUUCAAAUGAAAAUUACAGUUUCUUAUAUUCUCAACGGACUUCCAUUUUAAGGAAUUCUUUACAGAUUAAAAUGUCUACCACAGAAACAAUCGAAGUGGAUAUAGACGACAGCGAUUUACCUCCAACGCCCCCUCCAAAACCACCCAAAAAUAAAAGCCAAACCAGUUCAGCUUAACCUAUUAUGAUGUGUAAUCAGCAGGUACUCGCCUAAAUGUCCCUAAUUACAAUUUAGUACAGUUGUAUAUUUAUCAUAUCAAAUCCUUACCUGAAUGUUUUGUAAAUGCUUUUUACAUACCUCAAAAAGGUGCUUUCAAGAUAAAACAUAUUUUUAAUAUUGUUACCAUAAGUGCCAUUUAUCGCUUUUAGGAUACUCCACGAUAAAGAAUGUACUGCAAAUUGUCUUCUUAAAAAGCUUCACAUUUUAGAAUGAAGCGAGUCAAUUUUCCCAAGUAAACUGUUUUGAGAAAGUAUGCUUUAAUCCAUAUUCUAAUCUAAUUAGAUAUCAAAAUAGAAAAAGUAGUUUGUCUACUUUCAAAAAGACUGUAGUUUGUUUAAGCACAACUUGUUUUUAGUACAAUUUGUUAUAUCUCUAGUGGCAAUAGUAGAGUGUGUACUUUUUAUAUUAAUAAUCGUUGAAAUAAGUUUAACACAAAUAUUCCUUGUUUUGUUUUUCUUUUUUGUACUAUAUUUGUAUAAAUUAUUUAUGUGUUUUAACCAAAGAUAGUAUUUUUAUUGUAUAAAUUAUGAAUGUUUAAUACAUUUUCUAUAUAAACAAUUACUACCUUUUUUUCUUUACUUCACAUAUAAAAAACCUAGUCGGUUACUUUUGAAUUUUUUUUGUGUAGUUUUAUUUUGAGAAUGAUAAAACUCUAUGCCACUACAAUGUAAGGAGGGGCCAAUUUCAAUAUGUACUUUUGUGGGUCUUGUUUGUCCCGAGUCAGACCAAAAGGUUCUCCGAAAUUUUUUUUUUUUUUUUGAGAAAAAUUGAACAAAAACCCUAAUAUCUUGAUUCGUUUUAAGAGAAACAGAGGAGAUACAUUUAUCAUUUUUGGUAAGUUUUCUUUUAAUUUUAGGGAUCUUAUUUAUACACAAUGUAUAACUAAGUGGGUAAUAUGUGCUCCCCAGAAUAUACUAAUCUGAAAUUAGUUUAAUUUUUUUAUUUUUAUUGUGACGAAAUAUAAAUAAAAAAGUAACUGAAAAUGCUGCAAAUAAAUAAUUACAGAAUUUUUUAAUCCAACCGUCAAGAUAUGGCGCUUUUUAAACUGCACUUAAAUUCUUGUCUACACUGCUACUGGGCAGUUCCCAAAUCACUAUACUUUUUUUUUGUCAAUAAGGACAAGGCAUUGACAUAAUUCUCGAGUGAUGAUUUAUUAAAUACCGCCUAUUAAUUAUAAGUAAAC
This is a messenger RNA of Anoplophora glabripennis (Asian longhorned beetle), 7231 nucleotides long. Its product is annotated as dedicator of cytokinesis protein 1. Gene Ontology annotation, biological process: small GTPase-mediated signal transduction; cell migration. Gene Ontology annotation, cellular component: cytoplasm; plasma membrane. The transcript is spliced from 24 exons. The record is from RefSeq and is a predicted model, not a curated record. Gene Ontology annotation, molecular function: guanyl-nucleotide exchange factor activity; small GTPase binding. Bases 121 to 6006 code for a protein of 1961 amino acids. NCBI's taxonomy places the organism in Eukaryota, Metazoa, Arthropoda, Insecta, Coleoptera, Cerambycidae.